Molecule: messenger RNA, 568 nt
Organism: Danaus plexippus (monarch butterfly)
Lineage: Eukaryota; Metazoa; Arthropoda; Insecta; Lepidoptera; Nymphalidae
Product: bublin coiled-coil protein
Exons: 2
Coding region: 180-446 (88 amino acids)
Source: RefSeq, a predicted model, not a curated record
UAUUAAUUCUUUAGAGAACCAAAUAGUGAAACAGCUAUUUAUUUACCUAUUCAUUAUAACAUGACAACUCUUGUCAAAAUUUUGUGUCAAUAAUAAAAGGAAAAGAUUAAAGGGCUAAUAAAUUUUAAAUAUUUCAAUAUUAUAACACCGUAACUGUUAAAUUUAUCUCAAGCGAAAAAAUGGCUGGCACUGAUGACAAUAAACCGAGUGAAAAUGGACACGUAGAAUCUAAUAUGGAAGAAGGGAUUGAUGAAGAUAAUGAUGAAAAUGUUUGUGAAGAGUAUGAUGUUUUGGACUCAAAACUAGAUGAGCUCAACCAAGCAUUGGAUCUGCUGGAACAAAAAAAUGAUGAUAUCCAUAAGAGAUUAAAGGAUUUAUUACAGUCCAACAGGGACAUAAGGAAAGAACUCAAACAUGAAGUUGUGGUCACAGAACAAGACAAGUGAAGAUAAAGAAAUAAAAAUAUUCAUUUAACACAGCUAAUUCUCCUUUUAGAAAUUAGUAUAAUUCUGUUUUUAUUAAACAUUCUAAUGUUAAAUUAUUGAAUAAAGUGAUAUUUAUAUGAUUA